CGUCUUUUCUUCUUCUUUUCAUCUACAUUCCCUGUCUCUUAGCUAUUUCCUUCCUUAUUGUGAGGUCAUUAUCCAGCUACAUCCAUGUCUACACUACCCUUCCCUCGAUGAAACAUUUCCACGACCACCACAUCAGUCUACAACUACUACUGGAUCUACCCGCCAGAUCCCCCGCCUCCACUUUAAUCUUCAUCUCCACCUCCACCAUCAACAAACCACAAUGACUCCAAUCCCGAUCCCACGAAUACCACCACCACCAGAUCUCAACCUCCUCAUUCCACCUCCAUUUUCAGAAAAACCCCAACCAUCCUUUCUAUCCCUCCGAAGCAUCAUCCCCUCCACCCUCCUCAAACGCUCCUCCGCCGCCUUCAUCCCCGGAACCUAUAACAGUCACGGCCUCUCACCCGGUGCCGUCGCCGGCGUCAUCAUCGGCAGCGUCCUAGGCUUCAUCUUCCUCCUAUACUUAAUAUUCCUCGCCUUGGGUUCCGGACGACGCUUCUCUAGCGAACCCAGUACCGCGACGUCGGCAACAAUGUCGGAGGUGGUGGUGGAGGAAGAGGGAAGCUCGAUUUCGCGACGACCACCACGGCGUCGGCGGCGCGAAGUUGUCGAGGAGAUCGUUGAUAGCGGCGGAAGUCGGCGGAGUCGCAGGUCAAGAGCCAGUCGGGGGAGAGAUUCGCGCAUUGUCGUGGAAGAGUCGGUUACAUCGUCUGGUCCGUCGAAUGUGGUUGAGGUGGAGGAGGAACAUUCCAGUGUGGAGGGGCCGGGAGGAAGUGGGCGGAGGAGACGCAGUCGGCCGGGUCAUUAUCGGGCUGUGGAUCCGUUGGCGUAUGGGGGGUUGACGGAGGAUGAGAGUUUGAGGUCUUAGCCGAGGACCUGGGUAGCGGGUGAAGUUGAUGUCGAGUGAUUGCUAUUGUGUUUUGUUAUAUAAGGCUGUCGUUGCGAUUUGGUCCUGUCCUUCGACGAUGAUUUGAUACCCUGCCCUGUGAUGUUUCAUGAUUAGGUUUAAUUUGCGAGUCAGUUUUGCACGAAAAAGAACGCAUACACGAACGGAACUAGAAAUGAAUAAUGUUAAUUACUACCGAUGUAAAUAUGAUUGGAUUUCAACGAAAGUGACCGACUCGAGUAGUCGUCCAAAGACCAU
Molecule: messenger RNA, 1144 nt
Organism: Aspergillus welwitschiae
Lineage: Eukaryota; Fungi; Ascomycota; Eurotiomycetes; Eurotiales; Aspergillaceae
Exons: 1
Coding region: 221-868 (215 amino acids)
Source: RefSeq, a predicted model, not a curated record